GGGGGCAGGCGGGGCGGGUAGGAGGGGCGGCCGCUUCGCCCCGCUACGGCCGUGAGGGAGCGGCGGCGGCGGCGGCGCUCGGGGCUGCCAGCGGGGGCGGGCGGCCCGAGGGGACCGGAGGUGCUGGUGGUGGCCGCGGGGGGUGGGGGGAGCCGUCGGUGCUGCGGCCGCCGCUCCCCGCUCCUCCCCUCCUCCUCCUCCACCUCCUCCUCCUCCUCCUCCUCCUCCUCCGUGAGGCGCCCUCCAGCCCGCCCUCUCCCCGCCCGGGACCGAGCGCGGCGGCCACAAAAUGGCGGACGGGGAGCUGAACGUGGACAGCCUGAUCACACGGCUGCUGGAAGUACGAGGAUGUCGUCCUGGGAAGAUUGUUCAGAUGACCGAAGCAGAAGUUCGGGGCUUGUGCAUAAAAUCACGGGAAAUAUUUCUUAGCCAGCCUAUUCUUCUGGAACUAGAGGCACCUCUGAAAAUUUGUGGUGAUAUUCAUGGUCAGUAUACAGACUUGCUUCGACUAUUUGAAUAUGGAGGAUUCCCGCCAGAAGCUAAUUAUCUUUUCCUUGGAGAUUAUGUAGACAGAGGCAAACAGUCUUUGGAAACAAUUUGCCUACUCUUGGCAUAUAAAAUCAAGUACCCAGAGAACUUCUUUCUCUUAAGAGGAAAUCAUGAGUGUGCUAGCAUCAAUCGGAUCUAUGGAUUCUAUGAUGAAUGCAAGCGGAGGUUUAACAUUAAGCUCUGGAAGACCUUCACAGACUGCUUUAACUGUCUGCCUAUUGCAGCUAUUGUGGAUGAGAAGAUCUUCUGCUGUCACGGAGGACUGUCUCCAGAUCUCCAGUCAAUGGAGCAGAUCCGGAGAAUUAUGAGACCUACAGAUGUUCCUGACACAGGCUUACUGUGUGACCUGCUGUGGUCUGACCCAGACAAAGAUGUGCAAGGUUGGGGUGAAAAUGAUCGUGGGGUCUCUUUCACUUUUGGUGCUGAUGUGGUCAGUAAAUUUCUGAAUCGUCAUGAUCUGGAUUUGAUCUGUCGAGCUCACCAGGUGGUUGAAGAUGGAUAUGAAUUCUUUGCUAAACGACAGUUGGUCACCCUAUUCUCAGCUCCAAAUUAUUGUGGAGAGUUUGACAAUGCAGGGGGCAUGAUGAGUGUGGAUGAAACUCUGAUGUGUUCCUUUCAGAUAUUGAAACCAUCUGAAAAGAAAGCCAAGUACCAGUAUGGCGGACUGAAUUCCGGACGUCCGGUCACUCCACCUCGCACAGCUAAUCCACCGAAGAAGAGGUGAAGAAAGGAAUAUUGUAGAAACACCAUCAGAUCUGUCAAGGACAAAACUCCAUAAUACAGUAUAUAAUAAGUGUGCACUGUAAAACCAUCCAGCCAUUUGACACCCUUUAUGAUGUCACACGUUUAACUUAAAGAGACGGGUAAAGGAUCUUUAUUAAUUUUUCUAGUAGAAAGAUGUGCGACACUGUAUUGUAACAAGUAUAGCUCCAAGUUCUAAUAUCCAGCAUAGUUUAAAAAAAAGUAUUAAAAAAACUAUUGCAACUACAUAUUCACACUUACCACGGUUUUUAAAGUUGACCAACAUCCCAGUUAAAACUUGAUGUAAUAGUUAAACCAGAUGAGAGCAUGAUGUUCCAUUUGUGUAAUGUGGUCUUAUUGUUGCUUGAUUGCUUUUACUUUGGUUAUUUUGUAGCUAGAAUGAUGCAAAUAUGGUAUCUAGUCAUACUCCCUGGCUCUCUUUGAAUUUGAAAUAAGAAAGGGGCUUUUUAGAACAGCCAUUGAUCUUUUAUCCUCCCCCUAACUUCAUGUUACUCAUAAUAAUGCCGCGCAAAUAUGUGCCCCCCGUUAUAAUGCAAAGUUUAUAGUACAGUAGUGAUUAAAAGGCAAACUAAUUGCAACAUGCCCAGACUGGAUAGCUUGACAGCCAACGUAAAUUGGAACAAAAACCUGUCUUGACUUUUUAACUUAAACUGCCACACGAUGAAUUUGUGCACUACACUAUUUUAAAUUAUUGACAUUACACUGUGCUAUGGCACUUCAUUUAACUUAGGACAAAAAUGGUAUUGCCUAUGAGUUGGUAACUUGAUUAUGUGGUACCUUGGCUUUAGUUUUAUUAGCAUGAAACACCUUUUGGCAUGCUUAGCUUCCAGGUAACUCCCUACCUGCAUCAGAAUUCAUCUUGCAUAGUUCCACAGAACAUGAAGAUCCUUAUUUGCUAAGCCUUUGACAGCUGACAUUCUUUUUCAUAAGAGGGUGUAUUUAAAUGGAUGUUCAUCAGUGGACAGCGGGUUGGCUGACUAGUGGUGAGCUAAAACUGCUAAAUGAAUGUCCGAUGUGAUUAUAAGGCUUAUGUCACUAAAGAUUAUAUCCUUUGGAUUUUCAUGAUCAAAUUUCAUAUACUAUUGUAUAGACUUCUGCUUUGUAGUGUACUAUAGUAGCAAUAAUUUCUGUACACGAUCAAGAGUUAUGCAGUAUUUCUUUUCAGUUCUCUCCUUUCUCAAAAGGGUAAAGAUUGGCAAAUGGUGAGAUACAGAGAAGUUUAUAGUAGGAUACGUGAAAGGCACAGAUUUGUGAUGCUUUGGGAUGCAAUACAAAAGCUUUUAUUGAAUAUUGUUGAAUUUGUAAGAUUCUUUGGGGGAAGGCUGCAGAUUUAUACCAUUCUAAAUGUGCAUCAGUAGAUGUAAAACUCUUGACUUCAGUAUCGUCUUUGAAAAUGUUAAAUUGAAGAUUCUGAUAACUUACAUUUUAUGAACUGGCACAUUAUAUAAUGCGAGAGUUAUAUUGAUUUCUGACACAGUGAGCAAGUUCUUCAAAAUGGAUUUAAGUCUCUUUUCUAAUUCCAUUUUUGUUUUAAAUGCAUAUUUUAAAUGUAGUUUUUUUCAUUUAGUAAAAGUUGUCUAAUUCAUUUGAA
Messenger RNA from Anas platyrhynchos (mallard), 2902 nucleotides. It is a transcript of the gene PPP1CB, whose product is annotated as protein phosphatase 1 catalytic subunit beta. Gene Ontology annotation, cellular component: nucleus; cytoplasm. Lineage: Eukaryota; Metazoa; Chordata; Aves; Anseriformes; Anatidae. The record is from RefSeq and is a predicted model, not a curated record. Gene Ontology annotation, molecular function: protein serine/threonine phosphatase activity. Gene Ontology annotation, biological process: regulation of circadian rhythm; circadian regulation of gene expression.